Pyricularia grisea is the source of this 1278-nucleotide messenger RNA. RefSeq lists its product as uncharacterized. Gene Ontology annotation, molecular function: chorismate synthase activity; FMN binding. The transcript has a single exon. Lineage: Eukaryota; Fungi; Ascomycota; Sordariomycetes; Magnaporthales; Pyriculariaceae. Gene Ontology annotation, cellular component: cytosol. Gene Ontology annotation, biological process: chorismate biosynthetic process; aromatic amino acid biosynthetic process. The record is from RefSeq and is a predicted model, not a curated record. The coding region runs from base 1 to 1278 and encodes 425 amino acids.
AUGUCUACCUUUGGCACAACGUUCCGCGUAACCACCUACGGCGAGUCACACUGCCGCUCGGUGGGAUGCAUUGUCGAUGGAUGCCCCCCAGGCAUGCAAUUGACCGAGGCCGACAUCCAGCCGCACAUGGACAGGAGGCGGCCUGGCCAGUCCGAUAUCACAACGCCCCGCAAUGAGGAGGACAAGGUCGAGAUUCAGUCGGGCACUGAGUUCGGCAUCACGUUGGGCACCCCGAUCGGCAUGCGCGUCAUGAACAAGGACCAGAGGCCAAAGGACUACGGCAACUCCACCAUGGACAGGUUCCCAAGACCCAGCCAUGCCGAUUGGACAUACCUCGAGAAGUACGGCGUCAAGGCGAGCAGUGGCGGCGGCAGGAGCAGCGCCCGUGAGACCAUUGGCCGAGUUGCCGCCGGUGCCAUCGCUGAGAAGUACUUGAAGCUGGCCUACGGUGUCGAGAUUGUCGCCUUCGUCAGCUCUGUCGGCAACCAAUUCCUCUUCCCGCCAUCCGCCGAGCACCCCACUCCAUGCACGAACCCCGAUUUCCUCAACCUCCUGCAGACGAUCGACAGGAAGCAGGUGGACUCGCAUCUCCCCGUGCGGUGCCCUGAUGCAGAGGCAUCAGCAAAGAUGAGAGAUUACAUUGCUGGCUUCAAGGACCGCAACGACAGCAUCGGAGGUACUGUUCACUGCGUCAUCCGCAAUGCGCCAUCCGGCCUCGGCGAGCCUUGCUUCGACAAGCUGGAGGCCAAACUGGCGCAUGCUAUGCUGAGCAUUCCUGCCACAAAGGGUUUCGAGAUUGGUUCUGGCUUCGCUGGCUGCCAAAUCCCAGGCUCAAUACACAAUGACCCGUUCAUCAAGGCUGAAGAUGCGGCCUCCUCAGCGCAGACUGGCGCACAGCACUUUGGCCAGAGCCGGCCUAAGCUGACUACCAAGACCAAUUUUUCCGGUGGAAUCCAGGGUGGUAUCAGCAAUGGCGCGCCCAUUUACUUUAGUGUGGCCUUCAAGCCCCCAGCAACAAUUGGUCAGGAACAAAAGACUGCCACCUACGAUGGUGAUUCUGAGGGAGUUUUGGCUGCCAAGGGAAGGCAUGAUCCAUGCGUGGUGCCUCGUGCUGUGCCCAUCGUUGAGGCCAUGGCCGCCCUCGUUCUUAUGGAUGCUGUUCUUACGCAGCAGGCCAGGCAUACUGCAAAGAGCUUGCUGCCUCCACUCAGCCAGACCUUGCCAUCACAGCCGCCGUCUGGAAACGGUGUAUCAGAGCAUGUCGCGGGCAACCAAUGA